Synchiropus splendidus (mandarinfish) is the source of this 3910-nucleotide messenger RNA. RefSeq names its product volume-regulated anion channel subunit LRRC8C-like. Gene Ontology annotation, molecular function: protein binding. Bases 125 to 2557 code for a protein of 810 amino acids. The transcript has 3 exons. NCBI's taxonomy places the organism in Eukaryota, Metazoa, Chordata, Actinopteri, Syngnathiformes, Callionymidae. The record is from RefSeq and is a predicted model, not a curated record.
GUGAGUAUUGCCGAUGACGAAAGCGUCGUUCGAACUCCCAUCAGACUCCCGUGGAUCUGCUGCAGACGCAGGAAUGACCUUCAGCCAUCUCUCCUAGCUUUUCCUGUGUGGAGCAGCAGCCAGCAUGAUCCCAGUGGGGGAGUUCAGAAACCUGGGCUCCGAACUUAACGCCAAGUAUCGGGUCCUGAAACCAUGGUGGGAUGUUUUCUCGGAGUACCUGUGCCUGGCCAUGCUCAUGAUAGGAGUGUUCGGAUGCACCCUGCAGCUGACUCAAGACAAGAUCGCCUGCCUGCCCAGUCCCUUCACCAGCCCGACCCCAGACGCCAUUGACUGCAGCUACAUCCGAAAUUACGGGGAGAAUGAGUCCCAGGGUCACCCCUCCACUCCAGUCAUCAAGGAGGUGUUUGGCCGUAAGAACAAUCUGGACAUCCACCAGUACGUCUUUGUCAACCACUACUGCUACGAGCGUUUCGUGCACUGGUACGCCAAGUACUUCCCGUACCUGGUAGUGAUCCACACCAUGAUCUUCAUGAUAACCAGCAGCUUUUGGUUCAAGUUCCCUGGGACGUCAUCGAAAAUAGACAUCUUUGUGACCAUCCUUGGGAAAUGCUUUGACUCGCCCUGGACCACGCGGGCCUUGAGCGAGGUGUCGGAGGAAAGAGGGGAGGAGAAACUGGGAAGCUGGAGGAGAAAGACCAUGAGUAAAGAAUCUCCAGACCCACAGGGUGAGGGGGAGGAGGCGGUCGGUCUUCUUCGUUCCUCCUCAGUGAAGUCCAAUCCAGAGAAGGCGGUGCCGGAGCCUCAGUCAGCCCUUACUGUGCUGGACAAAAAGGAAGGGGAACAGGCCAAAGCCCUUUUUGAAAAAGUGAAGAAGCUGAGAACUCACAUUGAAGAAGGAGACAUCUUGUAUCUCAUGUACGUUCUUCAAACGUGCAUUAAGGUCUUCAAGUUCAUUCUGAUCGUCAUCUACACGGCGGCGCUCGUUCUCAACAUUCAGAUCGUGAUUCGCUGCCUGGUUCCCCCGGAACUCACAGGUUUCGACAUCUACUGCUGCAACCACAACAAAGCCCACCUCUUCUCCAAGCUGGCCUACUGCUACAUCUGCUUUGUGGGCGUGUUUGGAAUCCUGUGCAUCUACACCCUCUACUGGCUCUUCCAUCGACCUCUGAAGGUUUACUCCUUUGAGCAUGUGCGGCUAGAGACAGGCAUCAAUGACAUCCCCGAUGUGAAGAAUGACUUUGCCUUCCUCCUGCACCUCGUGGAUCAAUACGAUGCCCUUUAUUCCAAAAGAUUUGCUGUGUUCCUCUCCGAGGUCAGCGAGAGUCGCCUCCACCAGCUCAACCUCAACCAUGAAUGGACAGCGAAAAAGCUGCGCGCUCGUCUGGCCAAGAACGCCAACAACAACUUGGAGCUGCACCUGCUGAUGCUUCCCGGUCUUCCUGACACCGUCUACGACAUCACUGAGAUGCAGUCGCUGAAACUUGAGCAGGUUAAAAGCGUCACCAUAUCACCAAGUGUGGUCAAGCUGGAUGCUCUGCAGGAGCUGUCACUCAUCUACUGCCCCGCCAGGCUCCAGCUGUCAGCCCUCAAUCACCUCAAGGAGAACCUCAGAGUGCUCCGUCUGUCGUUCCAAACUCCAGAGGAGAUCCCUGCAUGGAUGUACAGCCUGAACCGGCUGGAGGAGCUGCACCUCAACGGCCCUUUAGUCAACGACGUGUCCCGAAAUCCUGCGCUUGAGUCUUUUCGCCAGCUGUCAACGCUGCGGAUCCUGGUGAUCCGCUCCAACCUGACCAAGAUCCCGACCAGUGUUGCGGACGUAGCCUAUCAUCUGCAACGUUUAACCAUCUACAAUGAAGGGGUGAAGCUCCAGGCUUCCAGCAGCCUGAAGAAGCUGACGAACCUGGCCUCCUUGGAACUAGUGGCCUGCGAAUUGGAGCGGAUCCCCAGUGCAGUUUUUAGCCUGAACAACCUUCAGGAGUUGGACCUGAAAGAAAACAAACUGACGACCGUGGAGGAGAUCCUGAGCCUGCAGCACUGCGAGCGGCUGACGACUCUCCGUCUCUGGUACAACAAAAUCUCCUACAUCCCCGAUCACAUCAGUAAGCUGCACACCCUGGAGGUCCUGGACAUCAGCUGGAACAAGCUACGAAAGCUCCCGGCCAGACUGUUCUACUGCACCAAACUCCGACACCUCGACGUCUCUCACAACCAGCUCACCAGUCUUCCCCCGGAGGUGGGCAUCCUGCAGAGUCUUCAGUUCUUCUCUGCGGCUUUCAACUCCUUGGAGGUUCUUCCAGACGAGCUGUUCUCGUGUAAAAGGCUCAAGUCGCUGGCUCUAGGGAACAAUCGCUUGGUAGGUCUCAGUUCCAGAGUGGCUAACCUGGCGCAGCUCUCUCAUUUGGAACUGAAGGGGAACCGACUGGACUCUUUACCGAAGGAGCUCGGCGACUGCCCCCUGUUGAGCCAGAGUGGACUCAUCGUGGAGGAUAGCUUGUUGGAUCAGCUCCCUCCAGAUGUUCGCAGCAGUCUAAGGAAAGCACCAGGCAACAGCUCCUGACUCAUCUCAAGCUAGUUGUGAGUUUCGUAUUGACCGUCUGUACUUUUUUUUUUAUUACUCUGAUUGUCCGGACUGUUAUCCACGAUCAUUACGGUUUACUGCAGACAGAUGAGUCCCCCCUCAGGUGAUGGCCUCGGGCGACCUGUCGGGCCGGUCAGUGUCAAGUCAGCUUCUUGGCAAAAUGGUGAGUCGGUCAAAAGGGACUUGUAGCUGCAAACAAUUCGCUGCCACUUGGUUUUACACUAGCUUAGUUUGUGGCACACUACAGUGGCACAUCCUAAACGUUUUACACUGGUGCCCAUGGAAGUGCCUUGAUCAAUCACCAUUAACAUCUUCCCGUCCUUGCUAGUUUUGUAGCAUUGACGAAGGUGAUUUGAGACCCCUGCUGCUGCCUUAACGUCCGCCCUAACACAGGCGUCGCCUGCUACCAAACUACAUUAUGCUGCACAAGGUGAUGACCACUGUCUGUUUGCAGCUGUAUAAAGAUUAUGAUGUGUUUAUGUUUUUGGACAGAGGAUUUUGUGAUAACUUCAUCAUGGCUGCAGCGGUUCAGUCAUGUUCUUGUUUGAAGGACAAAACUAUUAAACUUUUACGAUGUAAGAACGCUGAUUUUUUUUUAUUGAUCUGGGCAGUUUCAUUUUCCCAUCGUUGACAAUGUCCCCAUGCAAAGGUUAGAGCUGACAUAUUCCCAGGCCACGGCCUGCGGGUCAGCCCGUUUGUGGAGUAACAGAGGACAGGUGCUGCUGAUGUUUGGGAAAAUCGACCUAAAUAUUGGAAUCUAUGACGCUUCCCACGCAACUCUGCUGUUUAAAUUACCACGCUUCAGUUAAAUUCAAGAUUAUGGAUCAAUGUGUUUGCAAAGUCAGUGGGCAUGAACAUUCCUGUCCCGUCCACGUUGGUUAAAACCGUCAGAAUAAGAUUAGAUUCAAUAUUCACCUUCAUGCAGGUGUGGUUUUCUGAGAUUAAAUCCACUUCCUGGGGGUCUGUGGAGACAAGAUGGCCGAUCUACUAAAGGAUUUUUGUUGGCGAUAACAUAUGCAGAAAACGGUUUGAGGUGUUGUGAACAUCAUUGAAUGAAGAUUAUUUCUAAAGUAGCUUAUCAACUUCAUUCUAGCUCAUUUUUGCCUUGUGGUACUGCAUAAGUCUCCAGGCGCUUCAUCCGUCUCUGUCACAACAGAGACGGAUGAGAAAACAGAACUCAGCCCGACUCAGAUCCUCGAAUAGGAGAGAAAUUUAAGCAAUCUGUUCGAUUUAUAGCUUAGUGACGCCUCGAUUAAGAUCCAAACUGUUAGCUUCUUCGUGAACUGGUCUUGGAAACAAAGAAACAAACCUGACUGAUCAUUUAUUGGUGUU